AUGUCGACGUCCGUACCACCCAUAUUGCAGCUUGCCGCUACAUUGAACCUUUUGGCCAGUGGCAGCUUUCAGCAUAAUGCCGGGAAUGAUUUUUUGAUUGGAUUAGCACAAAGUACCAUGUGCAAAGUUGUAAAAAAAGUCACAAAAGAAAUAGAAAAGAAAUUGUGUGCCAAAAUGAUAAACUUUUUGCCAAAUCAAUCUGAGGAGUGUAUGGAGUAUUUCAUGGACAAGUUCAAAAUCCCUGGAGUGGUUGGAUGUGUAGACGGCACUCACUUUGGUUUUCAAGCACCCACAGAAAAUGAGUACAUGUUCUUCAACAGAAAAGGAUUUCACAGCUUAAAUUCAAUGAUAAUUUGUGACCAUGAAUACAAAAUAUUGGCUAUUAAUUCAAUGUACGGCGGUGUUGCGCACGACAGUUUUGUUUGGAAGCAUUGCGAAGAACGACGUUUACUCGAGCAAUUGUAUACAGAGAACGGCUUAAAUGUUUGGGUUCUUGGAGACUCUGGAUAUCCCACAGAGCCCUGGUGUAUAGUACCAUAUUCAAUAACCGCUGAAGGGUAUGCAGAAGCCUAUUUCAAUGAAAUUCACGCGAAGGCUAGGUGUAUCGUUGAACGCACAAUUGGAAUAUUAAAGGGACGCUGGAGAAUAUUAUGCAAUGAGAGAAGAAGCCGAUACUCUCCCGAAAAAAUGGCAAUAUUUGGAAACGUAUGCGGUGCUUUACACAAUGUAUGCAUAAAGUUUAAGGUGCCUAUGUACACGCAAGUAAAUUCUAGAGAGCCCUCGUCAAUUGAAGUAUUUACUGGCGGGGAAACACGAUUGCUAAAAAUUGGGCAGAAAAUUAGAGACCAAAUAAAAAUACCUUUAAAUGCAAAUAUUUAA
This is a messenger RNA of Calliphora vicina (urban bluebottle blowfly), 879 nucleotides long. Its product is annotated as putative nuclease HARBI1. The transcript has 4 exons. The coding region runs from base 1 to 879 and encodes 292 amino acids. NCBI's taxonomy places the organism in Eukaryota, Metazoa, Arthropoda, Insecta, Diptera, Calliphoridae. The record is from RefSeq and is a predicted model, not a curated record.